Molecule: messenger RNA, 605 nt
Organism: Glossina fuscipes
Lineage: Eukaryota; Metazoa; Arthropoda; Insecta; Diptera; Glossinidae
Product: C-type lectin 37Db-like
Exons: 3
Coding region: 34-588 (184 amino acids)
Molecular function (GO): signaling receptor activity
Source: RefSeq, a predicted model, not a curated record
GCAAAAUUUCAGUGUUCAUUUAUUCGAGAACAAAUGGUCGUCAACAUGCUCAAGUCUGUUCUGCACAUCUAUUUACUAACAACUUCCGUUUCAUUAAUAUGCGGUUCAAAACCUGAAAUCCUAGUGAAAACGAUGGAUGACAUAAUCUCCGAUUUUGAUUACGAACCUUAUAAACUUGUUGGUGAAAAGUUAUUAUACUUUGGUCAAGUAGAGGUGAAUUGGUUCAAGGCGAAUGACAUAUGUCACACUAUGAAUGGAUAUUUAACUUCGAUUGAAAACGAACGUGAGAUGAAUGCUAUUACUGAGUAUCUAAAUACUAAUCUACCCAAUGUUCAUUCGUGGUGGGUGUCGGGUAAUGAUCUCGCCUCCGAAGGUAAUUUUGUUUGGGCAAACACUGGCACAUCUAUGAAUUAUAGUCUUUGGUCAAGAGAACAACCGGAUAACUACAACCGUGGGGAGAAUUGUGUGCAUGUGUGUCUGUAUGACCAUGGAUACAAAAUGAAUGAUUGGGAAUGCAGACAUGAGAGUAACUUUAUAUGUGAGCAUGAAAAGCCUAUAGCCUUUUCAGUAAAUGUGUUACGGAAAUAAAUAAAGCUCUAAAGAUA